Alosa alosa (allis shad) is the source of this 837-nucleotide messenger RNA. RefSeq lists its product as uncharacterized. The transcript has 5 exons. The record is from RefSeq and is a predicted model, not a curated record. Bases 1 to 807 code for a protein of 268 amino acids. NCBI's taxonomy places the organism in Eukaryota, Metazoa, Chordata, Actinopteri, Clupeiformes, Clupeidae.
AUGGGUGCAGCCUCUGCCUACAUCCAGGUGAACAAGUUCCAAAGGGAAAUGGAACCGUUAGGGUAUAUCCAUACAAAGAUGUUCAGAGAUCAUGCUACAACCCUGACUGAUGCAAGGGAGGCUGUGCGCACCACCCAAUCUGACGUGGUUGUGAGGUGCGAGACGGGGAGUGCGUCCGGCUCCUACACACAGUGGCUGCAGGUGUGUCCUCCCCAGGUGCCGCGCUUUGUCCAGCAGAGCCGCAAGUUCAGCUUCAAGAAGAGCGCCGUCCACGGCUGCUAUGACCUCCACGUCUCCGGCGUCGCCUCCGCCGACGUGUGCCUGUACUUCUUCGCGCUCGUCGAGAAGGACCAGAAGUGUGACUACAUGUUCCAGAGGACACAAACUAGACUCACUCUUGCAGAUUCAGUGCCGGUGGUGUUUGACCCCUCCUGUCCCCCGGCCCCUGAUCCUGAGUGUGUGUGUGUGUGUGUGUGUGCUCCAGAUUCAGUGCCGGUGGUGUUUGACCCCUCCUGUCCCCCGGUCCCAGAGGGCGGCUGCUCUCUGCCCUGGACUCUGCUGCUGAUCGCCGGCUGCCUGCUCUCCACUCUGCUGGCCCUCACCUGGGCACACAGAAUCUGCUGCAACACAGGCACAGGUCAGAGGGAGGAGGAAGCAACAGGAGCUGAAUAUCAGGUGGAUGUUUGCAAGUACCAUCAGUGUGAGAAGACCUUAAGAGGCCUGGACUGUCUUCAUACUGAAGUCACUUACAGACUGAUCCCUAUGGAGGCCUCUCAGCCCCCACACACUCCCACGGAUCUGGACUGAGGCCUCUUAAAAUACACACUUCCUGAAAAA